UGUAUGCGUGUGUGUGUGUAUGUGUGUAUCUAUGAGUGGGUGAGUGUGUGUGAGAAUGGCCGGCCCCACCCCUGUGCUCUGCGAUCAAAUAAAAGGAGGUGGCCAGCAGUGGAGAAGCACACAGAGGGACUUUGACUCUCCUUUGUGAGCAACCUCCUCCGCCUCUUCCAGUCCGCUCCGCACUCCUCUCUCGCUUCUUCUUCUUCUCUGCAAAGAGACAUCCACAAAAACCCAACAGACGCCAUGGCAAGCACCAGAUCUAUCAGCUACAGUGCCAGAAGCGGCCAUGGUAGUGGCUCCGUGAGGAACAGCUACUCCAGCCAGUCAGCCUACGCCAUCCCCAGCGGCGGCAGCCGGAUCAGCACAGUAACUAGCGUCCGCCGCUCCGUUGGGGCUACUGGUAGUGGCUGGGGUUUGGGCCUCAGCGGCGGCGGCAGCAGCAGCAGCGGUGGAGUCUAUGGCCUUGGUGCAGGCUUUGGCGGAGGCCUUGGCGGAGGCUUCGGCGGAGGCUUCGUUCCUGCACCUAUUACCGCUGUGACAGUCAACCAGAGCCUCCUGGCCCCCCUCAACCUGGAGAUCGACCCCACCAUCCAGGCUGUGCGCACCCAGGAGAAAGAGCAGAUCAAAACCCUCAACAACCGCUUUGCCUCCUUCAUUGACAAGGUGCGUUUCCUGGAGCAGCAGAACAAAAUGCUGGAGACCAAGUGGAGUCUUCUGCAGGAGCAGACCACCACCCGCUCCAACAUUGAUGCCAUGUUUGAGGCCUACAUUGCCAACCUGCGUAGACAGCUGGACGGCCUGGGCAAUGAGAAAAUUAAACUGGAAGGAGAGCUGAAGAACAUGCAGGGUCUGGUUGAGGACUUCAAGAGGAAGUACGAGGAUGAGAUAAACAAGCGUGCUGCAGCUGAGAAUGAGUUUGUCCUGCUGAAGAAGGAUGUUGACGCUGCCUACAUGAACAAGAUUGAGCUUGAGGCUAAGGUUGAUGCCCUUCAGGAUGAGAUCAACUUCCUCAGGGCAGUCUAUGAGGCUGAGCUGCGUGAGCUGCAGUCUCAGAUCAAGGAUACAUCAGUCAUUGUGGAGAUGGACAACAGCAGGAACCUGGACAUGGACGCCAUUGUGGCUGAAGUGCGUGCUCAGUAUGAGGACAUCGCCAACCGCAGCCGUGCUGAGGCCGAGAGCUGGUACAAACAGAAGUUCGAGGAGAUGCAGACUUCAGCUGGCCAAUACGGUGAGGACCUGCGCACAACCAAGUCUGAGAUUGCUGAGCUGAACAGAAUGAUCGCUCGCCUGCAGAACGAGAUUGAGGCCGUCAAGGGACAGCGUGCUAACCUUGAGGCUCAGAUUGCCGAGGCAGAGGAGCGGGGUGAGCUGGCAGUGAAGGAUGCUAAGCUCCGUAUUAAGGACCUGGAGGAGGCCCUUCAGAGGGCUAAGCAGGACAUGGCCCGCCAGGUGCGUGAGUACCAGGAGCUCAUGAACGUCAAGUUGGCCCUGGACAUUGAGAUCGCCACCUACAGGAAACUGCUGGAGGGAGAGGAGAGCAGACUCACAGCUGGAGGAUCCACUGCCACCAUCCACGUGCAGCAGACCUCUGGAGGUGGUUUCUCCUCUGCCAGCUCUGGAUAUGGCCAAGGAAGUGGAAUUGGAGGUGGAAUUGGAGGUGGAAUUGGAGGUGGAUACAGCGGUGGAUACGGAGGUGGAUACAGCGGUGGAUACAGCGGUGGAUACGGCGGUGGCCACAGUGGAGGCUCAACCAUAACCAAAUCCGCAGUGAAAACCGUCAGCAGCAGCAGCGGCAGCAUCAGACGCUACUAAGCAGAUGCAUCCCAAUUCCUUCCCCUGCCAACCUGCACCUACAUUACCACCCUUUCAACUUAGACCAUCUAUGGUGCUAUUAGUUCUAACUAGCAGCCCCUUUUAGAAGUCUCCAACCAGGAGAUGCUCUACUGUUUCUGAAUACAGGCUUUUGUCUGAUUUUCCUAGAUAAAAUUCUGAGGAGCUUUUUUGGUUCGAUGUCAUUUGUCUGUAGCUUACAGCUCCUCUUUGGCCAGCCAGGGAGCAAUGCUUCUUGUAUGCUGAUGCCUCCCUCUUAUUUCUCAUUCAACUGCAAACCAAAAACCAGAAUUAAACCAGAAAGAAUGUAAAGGGAAAAUGUUUGAUCCCAACUUCUGACUUGCUCUAUUUUCUGCACUGACAUAUUUGGGGAAAGGAAGACUAGAUGGAGAUAAAAGUUGAAAAAGAGAGCAACAAUUCAAUACACUAAAACCACUAAAGGACAGCAAGUUCCAUUAUCAUAACCAGAAGCAGUGCCACGGCAACACUAGAUCAGAGAAUUUCUAUGCAGGUUCAAAAGGGCUCAUCUAGGUAGAAGCUUUCUGCUACCACAUGUCUGCUGCUAGUAAGACGCAACUGUAACAAAUAUUAGUUAAUAUAGUCCAGUGAUUUUACACUGUAGGCAGAUUUGUUCUGGCAAAACUCAUAUCACUUAUGGGCUUCUGAGGAUGACCCUCUUCAGACUGUGUACAGUGGCAUCUGCUGAUUUGGCAGCUGUAAACUCCAUUAUGUUUGUGCUCCAUCCCUCCCCUAUGCUCAAAAUGCCACCAGAGCAGAAUUAAGGGUCUCAUUCCCUUUUUCUCAGGCUGUGCCAUACUUGAUUUUCUACUUCAUGAAAACAAUGCAAAAACGUAAUUAUGUGAGGACCAGAUUUAUUUUAUUUUUUUGGCAAUUGACUUUGUAACAUCUUCAAAACUGAAUGAAAUAAAUCUGAGAUCUAUA
Colossoma macropomum (tambaqui) is the source of this 2772-nucleotide messenger RNA. RefSeq names its product keratin, type II cytoskeletal 8-like. The transcript is spliced from 9 exons. NCBI's taxonomy places the organism in Eukaryota, Metazoa, Chordata, Actinopteri, Characiformes, Serrasalmidae. Gene Ontology annotation, molecular function: structural constituent of skin epidermis. Gene Ontology annotation, biological process: keratinization; intermediate filament organization. The record is from RefSeq and is a predicted model, not a curated record. The coding region runs from base 244 to 1812 and encodes 522 amino acids. Gene Ontology annotation, cellular component: keratin filament.